Hibiscus syriacus is the source of this 588-nucleotide messenger RNA. RefSeq lists its product as uncharacterized. The coding region runs from base 1 to 588 and encodes 195 amino acids. The record is from RefSeq and is a predicted model, not a curated record. NCBI's taxonomy places the organism in Eukaryota, Viridiplantae, Streptophyta, Magnoliopsida, Malvales, Malvaceae. The transcript has a single exon. Gene Ontology annotation, molecular function: nucleic acid binding; RNA-DNA hybrid ribonuclease activity.
AUGUUGUUGUUUGAAUUUGACAUAGUCUACAUAAAUCAGAAAGCGGUGAAAGGAAGUGUCAUUUCUGAUUUUCUAGCAAGCAGAGCAUUGGAAGAUUAUGAACUAGUGAAAUUUGAAUUUCCAAAUGAGGACCUAAUGAGAAUAUUUGUUAUAGAAGAAGAAGAGGUUCCAAAGGAUGAAGUUUGGAAAAUGAAUUUCGAUGGUGCCUCAAAUGCUGUGGGACACGAGAUUGGCGCAAUACUAAUUUCACCUGAAAGAGAUCAUUAUCCCUUUACCAGUCGGCUCGCUUUUGAAUGCACAAAUAACAUGGAUGAUUAUGAAGCAUGCAUCAUGGGUAUUCGAACUACAAUUGAGCAUAAUAUUAAGAUCCUAGAACUAUUUGGUGAUUCUCCUCUAGUUAUUUACCAACUUCACAGAGAAUUGAUGACUCGGGAUUCCAAGUUAGUAGAAUACAAGAAUUUAGUGAUGGAUCUGAUAAAGGAGUUUAAAGAGAUCACUUUCACCUAUCUCCCAUAUGAAGAAAUUAAAUGGCGGAUGCCUUGGAUACGUUGGCUUCCAUAUUCAAGGCUAACGAUUAGGCUCGAAUAA